Molecule: messenger RNA, 1263 nt
Organism: Symbiodinium sp. CCMP2592
Lineage: Eukaryota; Dinophyceae; Suessiales; Symbiodiniaceae
Source: the annotation of a GenBank genome assembly
AUGGUUGUGUUUUUGUUCCGGGAUCCUCAUGAUAUUUGUGGUUUCCAGGAGUGGGUUCCGAACGACGAACUCUGGGAGCACAUGGAAACCGUUUUCAUGGUCUGCUACCUCUUGGAGGCAAGUAUCAAGCUCUACCUCAUGGGCUGCCGGGGCUACUUCAUGGGCCCUGAGUGGGCUUGGAACGUCUUCGACUUCAUUUGCUUGCUCUUCUCUGUGGUGGACUUCGGCAUUACCCAGGCGGUGAACAUCAUCGGCGCAAGCUCUGCGCCGAACUUGAGCUUGCUGAUGAUGAUCAAGAUGCUACGUCUCGCGCGGCUGGCCCGUCUCAUCCGCGCACUGCGGUAUCCGAUCUUCCGAGAGUUGAACAUGAUGGUCAUGGGCGUCGUCUCCGGCGUCCGAGUACUCAUUUGGGCGAUUAUACUUCUCUUCUUCACCAUUUACGUGGCGGGGGUCGCGUUGCACAGACUCUGGGGAGAUGACGACCGGCUGCCGGAGUUCGACACCCUUGAGGAGUCGAUGUUCACCCUCUUCCGGUGUUUCACCGAUGGUUGCGUCGCCUACGAUGGGCGCCCUCUACAGGAGAAGCUUCAUAGAAUCCACGGCAACGUCUUCUUCGUUUCCUACGUCCUCUUCUUUAUGCUGGUCACGGUCGGCAUCUUCAACCUCAUCAUGGCAAUCUUCAUCGACAAUGUGAUGACGAACCAGAUGGAGCGGAAGCAGAGGGUCCUAUCAGAGUCGCAAGUUGCCACUGAGAUCGACCUCAAGGAGGAGCUGUGCAGGCUUCUGGGGAAGAGGAGCAAGUCAAACCACAUCCCUGCCGGGUGUGUGGCGGAGAUAGAGUCCCUGGAGACAGCCGGCCUUAGCCGCAAGGCCAAAGUCCGCGCGCAGUUCGAGUGCAUCCGCAGUGCCGAUGUGGUCAUCAGCAGGGAUGCGUUUUUAGUGUGGCUCGCCGAUCCCGAGUUCAUUUCUGUCCUCGAAGAAGCCGACAUCGAUGUCACCAACAAAUCCAUGCUCUUCGACAUUAUGGACGCAGACAUGGGCGGCUCUCUCAGCACCGAGGAGGUAUUCCGCGGCUUGAUGCAGCUGCGAGGGCCGGUUUCCAAGGGCGACAUCAUCGGCAUGAGUCUUCGCGUUACCCACAUCGCUCAUCUCGUCCAGGGUUGGACCAACAACGCCUUCGGCAAUGCAGGGCAGAACCUGGAAUCUCAGCGCCGAAUCUCCUAUUACUCAAACGUUUCGGAGAUGGCCAACCAGAAGGUCUGA